Molecule: messenger RNA, 924 nt
Organism: Aspergillus bombycis
Lineage: Eukaryota; Fungi; Ascomycota; Eurotiomycetes; Eurotiales; Aspergillaceae
Exons: 2
Coding region: 1-924 (307 amino acids)
Source: RefSeq, a predicted model, not a curated record
AUGAUAUCCCCCCAGAAGAAUAACAACGGAGCUGCAUCGCCUCGUGCCUCCAUCCCCUUGCGAGGUCUGUUCCGCGAUGUCUACACUUGUCAACGACCCCAGCAACAGCGCUGCAACUUCUUCCUCUGGGCAACUGACGCCGAAGUCCGCGAAAAAACCGCCGUUCUAUCAAGCUCAAGAACAGAGCCGCAGUAUAUGCCCCAGACACCCACCAAGGCCUUCCGACACGAAGGAACGGGCCUUCUCACCCCACAGACCGACCGUCCACUGCGACACGCUCCUGGGUCCGGGUCGAGGAAUCUUCAGACCCCCUCAAAAAGCGCCAAGGCGCGCAUGAUGACAGAAGACUCGGAUGAGUUCGAAUGGGAUGAUACUAUUGCGGACGAAGCCACUACAGCGCAGCAUAGGCCUCGCCAGCCGGACUUUGGGCAUGCUGCUGGUGGCUCGGAUUUUCUCCCACGCAAGACGCCCCGGACGGAUUCGUUUACCUCGCCCAGUAAACGGAAGCUGUCUGAUAUGGAGAGUGCACCGUCCCCUACGCCUACUUCAGUGUUUUCUCCCCGGUCGACUGCAUGUCGACUUCCUCCGGCAUCAGCUGAGAUCUCGGUGACUCCUACGCCGAGCAAAUAUAAGAAUGCGCUAUCUGCUGAUUUUGCGGCGGAUACGUCAGAGUUAUCACUUCAGGCCUUGAGGAUUUUGGAGAGCCAUAAUGCGGUCGUGCCGAGGAAAGCUCAGGAAGAGCUCACCGAGUUAUUAAACAGAUAUGACCUGAAAACCAGAGGCAUAAUACGAGGACGGGAUAUCUCGCGAUUUGCAAUCAAGAAGAAAGAUGAGGAGAUUAUGGAGCUUAAUGAAAGGAUUGCAGUGCUAGAGUCGCAAAGGGAAUUGGGUAAGAGCAUGGCUAAUGGUUCAGGGAGGCAGUAG